Messenger RNA from Penicillium manginii, 2007 nucleotides. Its product is annotated as SANT/Myb-like DNA-binding domain-containing protein. Bases 1 to 2007 code for a protein of 668 amino acids. Lineage: Eukaryota; Fungi; Ascomycota; Eurotiomycetes; Eurotiales; Aspergillaceae. The record is from RefSeq and is a predicted model, not a curated record. The transcript is spliced from 4 exons.
AUGCCUCCCAUAAGUCUCGACGAAAUCGUCCACUAUCGUCCGCCUACCGAAAAGAAACAGUUUCAAGGGCCACAGUCCAUCAGUUUAUACCCUCAGAGUUAUUCAAAUCCAUCAUCUGAGGGUCUCAUCCUAAGCCGUCCUUUCCCGCCGAAUCAAGUCUGGCCGUCGGGCUCUCCUUUAUCGGCACAUGAACAGUGUCCUCAGAUGAUUCCUCGCUCACCAGUUGAAUCCGUGCCGUCAUUACCCCUCACUGAGCCUGCUGGGGAGGUGGCUUUAGAUUUGUCGGAUGAGAAGGGCAUGGAUUUUCCGAAUGUGACACUAGGGGAAGAUACCGACGGCCCAAUAUCGAACGCUCACUGGUCUCAAAGUGAUUUAUUGAAUGUUUUCGAUGGGGCGUCACUUACAGAUCUAGGUGACCUUUAUGAUAACAGGAGUCAGGAUUAUAGGCGGUGCCAGGGCACCCAUAUGGCUCCUUUACAACAUCCUGGCGAACAAGACAGUGUUAAAGAUCCCACUGUUUCAAUCUUGGCAUCGCCCGAAGAUGAUCCUUUACCCGCGGCCGAAGGAAAUGAAAGUGAAAACAAAACAUUGCCUUCUAUAUUUGCAGACUCACCCAAAGUGGAGGACAGGAUUUUGCAAGAUUCCAGCACCAUUGUGUCCGCUACCACUAAGGAGCAUCUCAAUAUAACAACCAACGAACAUUCUUUGAGCUCUACGGAUGAAAAGAACCCUGAUUCUUCAUUUGGCCUUCUGUCUGGCGAAGUUUCCCCGUCAACUGGCGAUGCCGAAGCUGGUCGCCAGUUUUCACGAACAGUGAAGAAAUACCCCCCCGGGGAAUGCGGUGGCCACUCGAUUUUAGAAUUCUGCAAGAGUAUUCAAGCCGAGGCAAAUGAAGCAGUAUUUACUGAUUCUGAGAACGAGCAUUCUCACAAAGAAAUCGAAAUCCCGUCGACAUCAUGUGAGCCUAACCAAACCAGCUCGUCAGGGCGUCGUUCCAUCUCCAUGUCACCUAUAUCACAGCGUGGUCAAGGUCAGUCAAAAUGCAACCGAACCGAUACAGAUGCAAAUUUGCCUUCAGUGUCGGAGCUUCAUUCUGUCGUCAUCACCAAUUCACGUGUCAGAGAGCGAGACAUGAGGAAAACCGCACCAUUAGCCCCAACAUCCCGUCCAAAAAGAAAGCGAGGCCCAUCUGCGUCAUCACAUGACGGCAGCUGCAGCAAAGGCUCUAGUGACGCUGAUGAUACGGACGACGUCAGCGAAAGCUCUAUUCUAUCCAAACGAUCGAAAAAAGCUGGGCGGGCGGCAGUACAAAGUUCUCUUGCUCAUCUACGACAAAACAAAAAUACUCGUCACAACCUCCCCUCUCAGCGUUGCGUAUCUCGGGCCUCAAAAAAUGAGGAGUCCCACCUCCAAAUGCCGAGGGAUCGGCAUCUCAUAUCUAGUCUAUCCGAUAUAGAGACAAUUCCCAUUCGAGGUUUCCUGACACGGGAAAUACUUCUGUCGAAGGUUGUGUAUUCAAUUACCUUUGAGGAGCGAACAGAGCACACCUGCCUGCAGGAACCCGAUGAGACUCCACCAGAUUGUGAACGUAAAGCUCAACGCAGAAAGUUACCUCGGCAGAAAAAGCAGCAGGUUGGAAAAUCAAUUAGACCAGCUCGAAUUCUCUCUAAAGACGAGCUGUCUAGAGACGACGAGCUUUUGAUCGAAUUGAAGGAAGAGAAAGGAUUCAAGUGGAAAAAAAUUGGAGAAUAUUUCCCUAACAGAUCAGUCGGCUCACUACAGGUGCGGUAUUCUACACGCCUCAAGAGCCGGCGUGGUAGAAGACUUGAGUGCAGUGAAGAUCCCAAGAACCAGAGCGCACACGGCAGAUCAUAUCGGGAAGAACCCUGUCAACGCAGUGGAUUUUCAGCGACGAAUGUUAACGGCCACGCUACCCAAAGGCCGUUGAGCCAGCGAUACGGUCCACCUCGGCGCAGACAAGUUGUCGACCGUUACUCCCCAGUUUGA